Molecule: messenger RNA, 1725 nt
Organism: Centropristis striata (black sea bass)
Lineage: Eukaryota; Metazoa; Chordata; Actinopteri; Perciformes; Serranidae
Product: E3 SUMO-protein ligase ZBED1-like
Exons: 4
Coding region: 1-1725 (574 amino acids)
Molecular function (GO): protein dimerization activity; DNA binding
Source: RefSeq, a predicted model, not a curated record
AUGGAAACAACGAAGAAGCCGCCGGGUUUGCUUCAAGGGAAAUUUGUUUUCAAGAAGCUUCCCAAUGGAAACCUAGACAAAACUAAGUUUGUUUGCACCUUGUGCAAUGCUGAAUUAGUUUACUGUAGGAGUUCUUCCAGUCUCAAAUACCACCUAAACGCAAAGCAUCCCUUAGCUGAUGCGGAAGAUACCGGGCCAAGCAUUGAUGUAGCGCAGGGGAAGAGUCGUGUUCGUCAAACUAAUUUGUUUGAGUGCAACCGAGGCAAGCCCGUCAGCGCAGCUCAAUCAGCCAGGCUAACUAAUCUCCUCGCUCAGUGGAUUGCCAUCAGCUGCCGGCCCAUCAGCGUGGUUGAAGAUGAUGGGCUCGAGCUUGUGCUCCAGGCGGCUACAGGUGACCCAUCUUACAAACUACCUGCGCGGCGAACUAUCAUGAGGAGAAUACAUGACCAGCACGCCGCAGAGAAAGCCGCAAAAGAUGUGAAGAUGGUAGAGGCGACAUGUGUAGCACUGACUGGGGACCAUUGGACAUCUGUCAACAACGAUAACUACCUCUGCGUUACUGUACACCUCAUCGAUGCCAGCUGGGAACUUCACUCCUUCGCUUUAGGUGUGAUGAAAAUAGAGGAGCAUCACUUUGCAGAAGCGUGUGCCAGGCAGUUUCUUGACGUCGCUAAUCAGUGGAGGAUAACUGACAAAAUCAGCACUAUUGUAACAGACAGCGCUCCUAAUAUGGUGGCAGCAGGGAGGAUACUGCCAUUCGAACAUUUGCCCUGUGUUGCGCAUGUUGUACAGAGAGCUAUUGUAAUGUCACUUCGGGAAGGUGGUUUUGAUGGUAUACUGGCCAAGUGCCGUAAAGUGGUCGGACAUUUCAAACACAGUCCAGCCAACUCAGACGAGCUGAAUGCCCAGCAAGCCUCCCUUGGACAAGUUCAGGAGCAACUCGUGCAAGAUGUUCCAACACGGUGGAAUUCCACCCUUGAGAUGAUUAAGCGUGUGAGGCACAACAAAGACGCACUGCACACAACGCUGUCUCAGCAGAAGCGCAAUCUGGCCCUCCCAACAAAUGCUGAAUAUGAGAAGUUGGCAAAGCUAGAGAAACUGCUGGAGCCAUGCAGGUACAUCACUGAGCUCCUUGGUGGGGAUAAGUAUGUGUCCUGCUCUGUGGUUCUACCUGCCCUGUGCCACCUCCAGCACGCGAUGAAGAUCACAGAUGAUGAUCCUGCCUAUAUCGUGCAAUUCAAGGCUGCCUUCACCACGGAUCUCAACCAGCGGAGGGAGAAAUUAAACCUGAAUGGCUUAAGAGCAGAGAGGGAGCCAGUGUGGGCAAAGCUAAGUGAGUUGGUGAAGGGAGAAGAACCUGCUCUGCAGCCACUCGUGGAGGAGAACCCUGAGCCGCCCAAGAAGAGAACAGCCCUGCUACUAAUGGGAUCAGACUCAGAAUCAGAUGAGGAGACACCAGUAGACAAUACUGUGGAGAGGUACAAGGUAGAGCCCAGUGCCAGCUUAGAGCAGUGUCCACUGAAGUGGUGGUCGGAGCACACUGCUGUCUAUGGUAAGAUGGCCCACAUUGCCCGUAAAUACUUGGGGACUCCUGCCACAACUGUCCCAUGCGAGAGACUUUUUUCGUUAGCGGGCCAUAUUGUGCAGAAGAGGAGAGCUAGUUUGUCACCAGACAAUGUGAACAAGCUGGUCUGCCUGAGUGACUGGUGGAAGAAGGAGAAAUAG